AUUUCAUCCCAGGGCAAGGGGAGGGAUUGUGAAUUGGAGCUCCUGCGUGGUGGGAGUGAUAUGGUGAUGGCACCCAUGGUAUGCACCCAAUCCAGCCACAUUGUUGGGUGCCUCGCCUCGCCAUCAAACAAUGGCCACUUGACCCAGCGACAAAGCACUGUCAUACUACCCGGACUAGGCAAUAACACUGGAGACUAUGCUCCACUCUCGUCAGCUCUCCGCAGCAAAGGAUUUCCAGUCAAGGUUUUGAAAGUUUCGAGGCUGGAUUGGCUACGAAAUGCUGCUGGUUUGCUCGACGGGAAUUACUGGAGAGGAACGCUCAAGCCCAGGCCUGUUCUUGACUGGUACUUGGAAAGAAUAAAAGUUGCUAUUGAUGCUGUCAAGGCCAAGCACGGUCAUGACAAAGUCUCGCUGAUUGCUCAUUCAGCGGGAGGAUGGCUUGCCCGGGUUUUCAUGCUGGAGUUUGGAACCGACGAUAUUUCUCUUUUGCUCACACUUGGAACUCCUCACUUGCCACCUCCAAAAGGAGUCCCCGGUGUUUUCGAUCAAACACGGGGCCUGCUAGACUACGUCGAAGAGAAGUGCCCCGGGGCCUUUCAUGCUCCUCAAGUAAAAUACGUUUGCAUUGCUAGCAGAUAUAUAAAGGGUGCUACUCGAUCUAAAUCCCCGGAUGCUGUGGUAGCAGCAGGCGUUGGAAGUGUGACAACAGGCACGCUGGUUGAAACAAUAGUAGAAAGCGACGAGGAAGAAAUUGACGAUGGGGAAGAAUUAACUCCUUCGUAUGAAGAUAGACUUAUUGGCCAAGGAUACAAGCAGGUUUGUGGGAGAGGUGAUGUGUGGGGCGAUGGUGUUGUUCCUGCAAUGUCAGCACAUUUGAGAGGAGCAACAAACAUAACAUUUGAUGGUGUCUACCACUCACCUGUUGGUGCGAAUGAUGAAGAGAGGCCAUGGUAUGGAUCUCCCAAAGUUCUUGAUGAAUGGAUCAAGUUCCUUGAAUAGAAGUGAAAUCUUGGCAAAAGAUAAUGUGAAUGGCUGCAAGCAGGAUAAUUUUUCUUUCUGUGGGAUAAGAGGUAUACUAAGAAUGUCAUAACCCAAAAUUCUAGAAAAGUU
Messenger RNA from Selaginella moellendorffii, 1110 nucleotides. RefSeq lists its product as uncharacterized. Bases 61 to 999 code for a protein of 312 amino acids. The transcript is spliced from 7 exons. Lineage: Eukaryota; Viridiplantae; Streptophyta; Lycopodiopsida; Selaginellales; Selaginellaceae. The record is from RefSeq and is a predicted model, not a curated record. Gene Ontology annotation, molecular function: hydrolase activity, acting on ester bonds.